This is a messenger RNA of Pseudo-nitzschia multistriata, 2824 nucleotides long. NCBI's taxonomy places the organism in Eukaryota, Bacillariophyta, Bacillariophyceae, Bacillariales, Bacillariaceae. The record is from the annotation of a GenBank genome assembly.
UGCGAACAGUGUUAUCUCUAACUCCGAAAUCAUUCACAAAGCUAAGAAUCGCAAGUGGUGCUGGAGAUGAUGGACAAUUGUUGUCAUGAAGACUAACAAUACGGGAAUAUUUUUAAAAACUUGCGACGAUGUAUGGUUCUAGAAUGGCAUCCUUCAGCGGUGGUGGCGGCUCCUCGGUGUCAGAACGGAAAAAGUUCUUCGAAAACUGCAUCAGCGAACAAAAGCAAAGAGAAUCUCUUUACGCUCCACCCUCAGUGGCAAGUACUACGUCUCGAACAACUGAUAGUUGUAUGUCAAAUGGAUCGAGAACGUCAGAGUUUCUCGAAGAAAGAUCGGAUUCUGAAAGUUUAUUUCACAACAUCAGUGACAGGACGGACCCCGACGAAUCAUAUGGCACAUUCGGAACGUUCUUUACAAAAUCAGGAUCUACUUCGGACUCAGAUUUCCAUCAUUUUACUAGAUCAGAGUCCGAUUCAGAGCCUGAUUCAGAUGUAAAUUUUCCUUUGUUAUUCGAGCAAGAAAAUAUAUUUUAUGAAUCGAACGAGAAGAACACUUCACUCGGUAUUACAUCAAUCAAUUGUGACGAGGAUGUGAAAGGAGAUUCAGUUCCUCAAAGCCAUUCUUACCUACAAAAAGCGCAGAGCUUAGACGAAAAACUUCUUCCGUUUCUGGACGAAGAGCUGGAGGAAGAGCCAGGAAGUCAAGCCUUUGUAGAAGUUCCAAAUCACAGUUCGGAUCUAACGUCUACUUAUGGGCGUGUGAAUACAUUUGAAGAAUUCGACGCCUGGGUUUCAAACCACAUUACUUCCUGCUCAGAGAAGAAGGACAAGGCGAUUGAACAAGAAAAUGAAAUACAACGUGGAGUUGAAGAAAGUGAAAUCCAACGUGUGGUCAAAAUUCAAGUCACAACUACACCAGCGCCGACGAAAGAUUUUCAAGGCGUAGAUGAUUUUGCGGCGAAGGGGAAGAAGAACAUUGAUGUGAUGAUAGCAGAGUUUCAGAAGGUGUCUUCGGAGCUUUCGAAGGAAUUAUCUUUCACACCUCCCACGAGUCGUUCAAAUUCGGAUGAUUAUUCGAACAGUCAAUCGUACCAUGCCAGUAAUCAAAUAWAUGAAAUUCCCAAAGACAGUACCACUCAUCCUACCAAUUCAGCAGAAGAGAGUUUAUCGUAUAACUCCCUUCCUGCACUAUCAAUUGAUGAUAUCAAUAUACUGAAGGAGAUACACGAGAAACAACUUCCAACUGAUGUGUGCAUCAGUAAAGAUUACGUUUGCGCAUCUGAGAGUACGGAUUGUUCGAUCGACAGUUUAGGUAAUGCCGAAACGACGAAAUCAGUAUGUUCGAGGUCGGGAAAAUCGUUAGGGUCGUUGCGAUAUCUCAGACGAAAUAAAGGUGAAGGAAUGGGGAAAAUGCUCAAAAGAGCCAAGAAAGGAAUGGGAAAAUCUGCGAAAAACAUUUCAUCGCUCAUGAAGAAAACCGUAAAAAGCAAGACAGCGAAGGAGCUUUCUGCGAACGAGAAGCAAGCGUCGAAGGCAAGUGCUGAUCACAACCAGUACAGGGAUUUCUUCAAUGAGAAGUUAGCCGAAUUGCUGAUGAGACGUCACAAAGGAAUAUCAAAGGCAAGCCAAUACCUUACCACUGGCAAAAAUUUAUUGAACAAUGGAGCUCAGUACAAGAAAAAUCACGAUUUUGUAAGAUCAAAAGAAAUGAUUCAGAAAGCUCACACAUAUGCCUUUGUUGGUAGACAAUUGGCGAAACAGUAUUUGUUAGAACACCAGGACGAGAUUUACGAUUCAACAACUAUGAUGACACAAAGUGAUCUAACAUCAUCAGAAAACGAAGACGCCAUCAAUGCAUUCGAAGACUUCUUCUUCGCAUUUUUGCAUUGCGUCGGCCCGUGUUACGGCUAUGAAGAUAAUCAUGGGGAAAUCCAGGUUCACGAUACACUCGAAAUCCUUAGCAAGGUUUCCGAAGAAGAAACAGAUGCAAUUAAUCGCCGACUGCCAAACAACGGAACCGUAAAUGAUGGCAAAGAAAAAAUAAGAGCUGCAAUCGAACGCGCUCUUCAACAAACCGACAGUUUUGAUCAGAAAGACGAACACGAAACUGCUCAGGAUAGAAAUCUGGCCAUUCGCCAAUUCCUGUCCGAUCUACAAUCCUUCUACCAGGUUGACACCUUUCUAAACCUGUCUUCUGUUGCUUUAAGUCGGAAGUGUACUUCCGAAAGCACUCGAGAGGGAAAUUCUUCAAAAAGUCAGAUAGAACAGGACGGUACGGAUGAAACCGAAGCUGCACAGUGUAGUGGUUCGCAAGAGGAGGGUUCUCAAGAGAGCAAGUUCAGUAUGAUUAGUAAAUCGUUAUCUGACAAUUGUUCCGGUCGAAGUAGUUUUCUUGCUUGUUCCGUUAGCACAACAAGAUCAAUGAGGCCAGAAAAGACAGUGAAGAGAUCUAGGUCCAAGGAAAGAGAGGGACGAAAAGAAGAGUCGCAGGUAAAAGGCAUUGAGCCGGGAACAACAGUUCUAAAAAUUCCGAUGAAAAAGAGAGGAAGGCUGAAAAAUAAGACGAAACCCACUAAUGAUAACAAAAAGAAAAAAUGGCUAUCCGCCAUUCGAAUCAAAAGGAAGGCAUAAACAACCUAUGGAUCAAUCGAUGGAUGCAUAGAGGUCUUCCGCCAGUCGACGCAAAAGGAAUACGUAAACCAUGGAUCAAUCGAUGGAUGCAUGGAAUUCUUGUUUUGUAUCGGUUCGCCUCCAGAGGGUUUCAUGAUGAUGCAAACCCCAAGAUGUACGUAAUUUUAAUCAUAUAAUACAUAACAUAAUGCUAU